AUUCAAACUUCCCCUCUCAUUACAAUCUUGCAUAAAACCACCUCCUCACUCAAUCACAUUCUUGUUUCGCUCCUCUCUCUCUCUCUUUCUCUCCAAAAACCAUAAUUCCUUGCUUCUAUACAUCAAUAUAGUCCAAAUUAAAAAAAAUGGCACAACCAAUUGAUGCAUAUCCAAAUCCAGAGAUGACUGAUCAAGCAAGCCCUUCGCCGUCCAACGGCUCGUUCGGGCCAGUUUUCGCGGUGUUGGCUGUGAUCGUGGUGAUAUCGGCGGUGGCGUGCGUGCUGGGGCGGCUGUGCAGCAAGCGGAGCCACCACACGAAGAAGAAGAAGGCGGAGCACGACCACCCGGCCAAGGCGAGCAAGGGGCUCCCUAAAGAAUGGGAGUCUAAGCAGAAACCCUUGGAUAUCGAAUUCGGGUUUGAUAAGAAAAUGCCGCCCAAGAAUGGAGGAGGGAAGCCGAAGCAGCCGCAUCAAAAUGGAGGACAUAAUAAACCAGUAGAUAUCAGAUUUUCAAACAAUGUUUAAAUUUUAAUUGUGAUUGCAUGCGCAUGGGCAGGGGAGGGAGGGGGUAUACUUGGUGGUAGUACUACUAUUAUAGUAGUAGUAGACUAGUAGUAGAAGUGCUGGUAUUAUUUUGGAUUUCAAUUUGAUGUCAAAAUCUCAUGGUUAAGUUCUGGCUUAAUUAGUUUUCCAGUGUUUUUGUGCAAGUUGUGGAAGAAUGGUCAAAGUGUAAUGACUUUAUAUGAAGGGUUUCAAGGAAUUACGGAGUAA
Molecule: messenger RNA, 770 nt
Organism: Salvia hispanica
Lineage: Eukaryota; Viridiplantae; Streptophyta; Magnoliopsida; Lamiales; Lamiaceae
Source: RefSeq, a predicted model, not a curated record